CCUCCUCCAUAAAAUCUGUCUCUCUCAAUCUCUGUCUGAACCAAGUCUCUUCUCUUUUCAUCCCCAGGAAAAGAAAAGCUUUUUUUAAACAAAAAUGGAGAUCAACAACAACAAGGACAUGGGGGAAUCGAAGUCCAUGAACAAGAAGAAAGUUAUUUUGUUUUACUGCGUGGAAUGUGAAGAGCUUGCCCGUAAAGUUGCUGCUCACUCCCAACUCUUUACCCUUCAAUCUAUCAACUGGAGGAGCUUUGAUGAUGGAUUUCCAAAUCUUUACAUAAACAAUGCACAUGAUAUCCGAGGUCAGCAUGUUGCUUUUCUUGCAUCGUUCAGCUCCCCAGCUGUUAUCUUUGAACAGCUUUCCGUCAUAUAUAAUCUUCCAAGAUUGUUUGUUGCUUCCUUCACUUUGGUAUUGCCAUUCUUUCCAACUGGCACCUUUGAGAGAAUGGAAGAAGAAGGAGAUGUAGCAACUGCAUUUACCAUGGCAAGGAUUUUAUCAAACAUUCCCAUAUCUAGGGGUGGUCCAACAAGUGUUGUCAUUUAUGACAUCCAUGCUCUGCAGGAAAGAUUUUAUUUUGGAGACCACGUGUUGCCAUUUUUUGAGACUGGGAUUCCUCUUCUAAAGCAUCGUCUUCAUCAGCUUCCUGAUGCUGACAAGAUAGUUAUUGCAUUUCCGGAUGAUGGAGCUUGGAAACGAUUUCACAAAUUGUUGGAUCAUUUUCCAACGGUUAUCUGCACAAAGGUUCGUGAGGGCGACAAGAGGAUAGUUCGACUCAAGGAAGGAAAUCCUGCCGAUUGUCAUGUGGUGAUCGUUGAUGACUUAGUGCAAUCUGGAGGCACUCUCAUUGAGUGCCAGAAAGUUCUGUUUGCUCAUGGAGCGGGAAAGGUGAGCGCAUAUGUCACACAUGGUGUUUUCCCGAAGCGUUCCUGGGAGCGAUUUACGCAAUUGAGUGACAAGGGGUCAGAGAAGGGAUUUGCCUACUUUUGGAUCACAGAUUCUUGCCCCCAUACUGUGAAAGCCAUCGAGAACAGAGCUCCUUUUGAAGUUCUGAGUCUUGCGGGAUCAAUUGCUGAUGCUCUACAAAUUUAAUCAAAUUUCCAAGAGUCUUCAUAUGAACUCUCUUUGUUCUCUCUGAACAACUCCAUUUCAAUAAAAAUGGUGUUGAAAAUUACUGAUUUAGACAUUUCUGUUGAUUUAUCAAAACCUAGAACAUUAUAUUAUAUCAAAGGAGACGUUCGAUGCA
Molecule: messenger RNA, 1241 nt
Organism: Hibiscus syriacus
Lineage: Eukaryota; Viridiplantae; Streptophyta; Magnoliopsida; Malvales; Malvaceae
Product: ribose-phosphate pyrophosphokinase 4-like
Exons: 7
Coding region: 95-1087 (330 amino acids)
Biological process (GO): 5-phosphoribose 1-diphosphate biosynthetic process; purine nucleotide biosynthetic process
Cellular component (GO): ribose phosphate diphosphokinase complex; cytoplasm
Molecular function (GO): ribose phosphate diphosphokinase activity; magnesium ion binding
Source: RefSeq, a predicted model, not a curated record